CAUGCGACUCCUCCCACCCACUCUCUAGCGUCGCGUCUAGAGACCUCCGAAAUCCACCUCAAACCCUUGGUGGGGACGUCUGUAUUACCGCAUGUUUACCUCGCAGCUCGCGCUGCUGCAGGUGUUCUUCCUGAUGGUCCCCAAGGGGGUCCGGCCUCAGCCAUCUCCGUCGCCGUCUGGGGCAGUGUCCACCCAAUCGGACCUGGGGCCAAGGACGCAGGGCGAGACCCUUCAAUCCUCCUCGGAGGUGCCUGGCGUCUCUACAGUGGGUCCUACUGUCGUGACUCCCUCGGCGUCUGGGAAUAGGACCGUGGAUCUCUUCCCAGUCUUACCAAUUUGUGUCUGUGACUUGACUCCCGGCGCCUGCGAUAUGAAUUGCUGCUGCGACAGGGACUGCUAUCUUCUCCAUCCCAGGACAGUUUUCUCCUUCUGCCUCCCAGGCAGCGUGAGGUCUUCAAGUUGGGUGUGUGUAGACCACUCUCUUAUCUUCCGAAGUAAUUCCCCAUUUCCUUCAAGAGUUUUCAUGGAUUCAAAUGGAAUUAAGCAGUUUUGUGUCCAUGUGAACAACUCAAAAUUAACCUAUUUCCAGAAGCUCCAAAAGGUCAAUGCAACCAGCUUCCAGGCCCUGGCUACAGAGUUUGGAGGUGAAUCAUUCACUUCAACAUUCCAAACCCAGUCACCACCACCUUUUUACAGGGCUGGGGACCCCAUUCUGACUUACUUCCCCAAGUGGUCUGUAAUAGGCUUGCUGAGGCAGCCUGCAGGAGUCGGAGCUGGGGGACUCUGUGCUGAGAGCAAUCCUGCAGGUUUCCUGGAGAGUAAAAGUACAACCUGUGCUCGUUUCUUCAAGAACCUGGCAGAUAGCUGUACCUCGGAUCCCACCCUCAACGCUGCCUCUUACCAUAACUUCACAGUCUUGAAGGUUCCAAGAGGUUUGAGUGAUCUGCAGAAUACGAAGUUCCAGGUACCUGUAACACCUCUCUCACAGGCUGACUCCCCUCUUCUGGCUGGAAACACUUGUCAGAAUGUUGUUUCCCAGGUCAUCUAUGAGAUAGAAACCAAUGGGACUUUUGGAAUCCAGAAAGUCUCCAUCAGUUUUGGGCAAACCAACCUGACUGUUGAACCAGGCACUUCAUUCCAGCAACACUUCAUCAUUCACUUCAGGGCUUUUCAACAGAGCACAGCUGCUUCUCUUACUGGUUUUAGAAGUGGGAAUCCUGGCUAUAUUGCUGAGAAGCCACUCCUGGCUCUAACUGGUGAUAGAAGACACUCAAUGACCCUCUUACAGAGCAAGGGUGAUGGUACUUGCUCUAUUAAGAGACAUGAAGUACAAUUUGGAGUGAAUGCAAUAUCUGGAUGCAAGCUCAGGCUGAAAAGGGUGGACUGCAGCCACUUGCAGCAGGAGAUUUAUCAGACUCUUCAUGGAAGUCCCAGACCAGAGCACGUUGCCAUCUUUGGUAAUGCUGACCCAGCCCAGAAGGGAGAGUGGACCAGGAUCCUCAGCAGGAACUGCAGUGUUUCAGCUAUGCAUUGUACUUCCUGCUGUGUCAUACCAGUUUCCUUGGAGAUCCAGAUAUUGUGGGCAUAUGUAGGCCUCCAGUCCAACCCACAAGCUCAUGUGUCAGGAGCCCGAUUCCUAUACCACUGUCAGCCCAUACAGGAUUCCCAACAAGAAACAGAAGUACCUUUGACAACUGUUGUGACCUUUGUGGACAUUACCCAGAAGCCAGAGCUUCCAAGAGGCCAACCCAGAAUGGACUGGAAAUUGCCAUUCGACUUCUUCUUUCCCUUCAAAAUGGUAUUCAGCAGAGGAGUAGACUCUCAAAAAGGCUCAGUCUCUCCCAUUCUUAUCCUGUGUCUCUUACUACUUGGAGUUCUCAACCUAGAGACUAAGUGAAAAAAAGGAGAAGAAGCAGAUUUCAAUUUUCCCCAUGGGAAGUUCUGAGGCACCCUGCUUAUCUUGGCUAAACAGAUCCUCACCUGCUCAUGACCAGAGGAGAGCAUUUAGGAAAACAGAGGACCUAAAUGAAGGAGUAGAAUUGCUGGACAAUAUGGUAACUUUAUGUUUAAUCUAUUGAGGAACUGCCAAACUACUCUCCAAACUGGCUGCACCACCAGCAGUAUGUGAGGGUUCCAAUUUCUCCACAUUCUUCCCAAUAUUUGUUAUUUU
This is a messenger RNA of Kogia breviceps (pygmy sperm whale), 2170 nucleotides long. RefSeq names its product tectonic family member 3 (gene TCTN3). Gene Ontology annotation, biological process: smoothened signaling pathway; cilium assembly. The record is from RefSeq and is a predicted model, not a curated record. Lineage: Eukaryota; Metazoa; Chordata; Mammalia; Artiodactyla; Physeteridae.